This is a messenger RNA of Dentiscutata heterogama, 1200 nucleotides long. Lineage: Eukaryota; Fungi; Glomeromycota; Glomeromycetes; Diversisporales; Gigasporaceae. The record is from the annotation of a GenBank genome assembly.
AUGUCAAAUUCAAGACUCUUAAAACCAGAAACGCAUCGAUAUUAUCUCAUCGAUGAUAACGAGAAUGAGGCAAAUGAAAGUGAUAUUUCAAAUCAGCAGGAAGAUUCAAUAAAUAUUCCUCCUAAAGAUCACUAUCAAAUUGUAUACCUGAUUUUUUUUCUACAAGGCGUGGCAAUGCUCCUAGGGUGGAAUGUAUUUAUCACCGCCUCAGUCUUCUUUCAUUCGAGAUUCCUUGGAUCUCCUUAUUCCGAUAAUUUUCAGAAUUACUUUUCUAUUGUCAAUAUGGGAUCAAAUUUAUUAUUUCUCACCCACGCCUUGUAUACACAAACGACGGCGAAUGUUUCGGUCCGGUUGAUCUUCUCUCUUUUUGUCUCUGCUUUCACUUUCUUCGCUAUAACAGUAUCCACACAAUUCUUAGAACUAUUUACACCAUCAGGAUACUUUUAUUUUGCCAUCACAUUAGUAUUUCUUAUCGGAAUGACAACCGCUUAUCAACAAAAUGCAAUAUUUGGGAUCGUAGCUUUAUUUCCUCCAAAAUAUACUCAAGCCGUAAUGAGUGGUCAAGGUUUAGCCGGCCUUGCUAUAUCACUUUCUCAAAUUUUUAGCGCACUUGCCGUUGAUCAAACAUCAAAUCAAACGCCAGCUGGUGAUGAUUUAACACUCAGUACCUUUAUUUAUUUUCUUUCCGCUUUUGCUGUCAUACUUGUUUCAUUAGUCUCGUACUUCAUUCUUAUUCGUUUACCCCUUUACAUAUAUCACGUCUCACCAGACUUGACUUUUGUGAAUCAAGGUGUAGAUAAUUCUUUAAACGAAAGAUCUUACAAAAAUACAUUUAACAAAAUUAAUAAGCUAAUUUUUGCGGUAGCUUUUGUCUUUUGUGUGACCUUGAGUGUUUAUCCAUCUAUAACCUCAUUCAUUAAAUUUGCUGGGCAGAUAUCUACCAUCUCAAGAAGAGCUGGUGAUAACCAAUCAGAAUCAAAUAGCAUUUAUGUCGAUUUGUCGUGUUAUUUUCUUGCCAUUAAUACUGCUAUGCAAUCUGUUUCUAAUGGUUACGUUGGAUCUUUAGCGAUGAUGGCUGGACCACAAGUGGUGGGUGUUGAAAAGGACCUUGCAGGAAUACUUUUAUCAUAUUUCUUGGUAGUCGGAUUGACCGUUGGUUCAAUCUUUUCUUUUCCAUUACGAGCUAUCAGUUGGGCUUGA